This is a messenger RNA of Drosophila subpulchrella, 5273 nucleotides long. RefSeq names its product oligouridylate-binding protein 1C. The transcript is spliced from 10 exons. Lineage: Eukaryota; Metazoa; Arthropoda; Insecta; Diptera; Drosophilidae. Gene Ontology annotation, molecular function: RNA binding. The coding region runs from base 396 to 2345 and encodes 649 amino acids. The record is from RefSeq and is a predicted model, not a curated record.
GCUCGCCUCCUCUCUGUGUGUUCUUGCCCGUGCUCGUCCUGUUUUGUUUUCCUGCCUCUCCGAGUCGCGAGUUUUGUUGUGCGGAAGUGAAAAAAAAUUCGAUACAACCCAUCCAAAAGUGGGCCAUUCGGGCGGUGUCCUGCCAGGACCUGUGCCAGUGUGUGAGUGAGCACUGCACUUCGGCCAGUGAGAGAGGGAGAGAGUGGCUAAACAGAGCUAAGCGAUCUGUUUUCGCCAAGAUAGCGAACCUGUCGACCGGACAUUCGGCCAGUCCCUCUGGGGGACUGGGAUUCGUUGGCAUCCUGCCCUGCUCGCUGCACUGGCAGCCGCCGGGCAAGGCGCCCAAGCUGCUGAGCUACUCCUCCGAUGCCCGUUCCGCCAGUCAGCCAUAUGCGAUGCCAGCCUCAGGGAACAACAAUUGCUGCGGCAGUUGCAGCAAUGGCUGCUGCCAGGACUGCCGUUGCUGCAAGCAGGACUACGAGCAUUUGCCUGUACCGCGACUGCGGCACCAACAGCCGCCACCACCACUCUACCAAAAUCCACAGAGCCAGCAGCAGCAUCAGCAAGUCAGCUGCAUCACAACCCUACAGCAGACAACAACAACGCAGCAGUUGCAACAGUUACCAGCACCAGCAACAUCUUCUAUUCAAAACUUUUCCUAUGGCAACUGCCUCAUGCCACCAACAACAACAACAUCCAGUACCUACGUCAGCAAUAUGGGGCCAGAGCCGUCGCUUCUCCCCAUGCAACAUUGCCAUUCUCAUUGCAAUGGCUACAGCAGCAACAUGCAACCCUGCAGCAACAAUUCACCUGCUCAGUCGAUGAUCUUGGUGCCCUUCAUGUUGCCCAUGCAACAGGAACAUCCGCAGCAACAGCAACGUUUUCAAGUGCAACCUCCUUUGCCGCCGGCGGAGGAUGGCAAGUGCAUGUUUCAGGCCAAAAGCGUUCCACCGCCGCCACAGCCACCGCCGCUGCUCACCCACUUUCAGUCGCUGUUGCAGCCACCACCGCUGCCACCAUCUUCACCGCUGAUGCCUCAACCACCUGUCACCUGCCCCCUGCCCAACAGGGCACCUGCCACGCCCCCGCUGCCGGCCACCCACAAUGUUCAGAGCCUUAAAUGCGCGGCCGCAUCGGCUGUCGGUGUUUACCAGCGGAAUGGCAAAUUGCCCAGGAACCUGCCCGCCCUGCGUGCCAUGGAAAUGGCGCUGCGUACCAACUCCUUUGCCACGCCCCCAAGGGCAGCAAGGACCGAAAGAGGCGGACAGGACAUGGAGGACUCUGACGAGGAAAUGGAGUACAUGCCGCCACUGCACAAACAAUUCCACAUCUUUGUCGGCGACUUGAGCUCAGAAAUUGAAACUCAGCAAUUGCGCGAAGCAUUCACACCAUUCGGCGAAAUCUCCGACUGUCGCGUGGUACGCGAUCCACAAACCUUGAAGUCGAAGGGCUAUGGCUUUGUGUCCUUCAUCAAGAAAUCGGAAGCCGAGAGCGCCAUUACGGCCAUGAAUGGCCAGUGGCUUGGCUCCCGUUCAAUUCGCACGAAUUGGGCCACACGGAAACCGCCGGCGAGUAAAGAGAACAUCAAGCCGUUGACCUUCGACGAGGUCUACAAUCAGAGCAGUCCCUCCAAUUGCACCGUUUACGUGGGCGGCGUCAACAGCGCCCUCACCGCCCUCAGCGAGGAGGUCCUCCAGAAGACCUUCGCCCCCUACGGCGCGAUACAGGAGAUCCGCGUCUUCAAGGACAAGGGAUACGCCUUCGUGCGCUUCUCCACCAAGGAGGCCGCCACCCACGCCAUCGUGGGUGUGCACAACACGGAGAUCAACGCCCAGCCGGUGAAGUGUUCGUGGGGCAAGGAGAGUGGUGACCCCAACAACGCGCAGACCAUCGCCACCCAGGCGCUGAACAGUGCCGCCGCCGCUGCCGCCGGCUUCCCGUACGGAGUGGGCGCGGCCGCCGCCGCCGCCGCCUACGGACAGCAGCUGGCCGCCACGGGCUGCUGGUACUCGCCCACGCCCACCUAUCCGGCCUCUUCGGCCACGGCGGCCGCUGUGACCCCGGCGGCGGCCAGUGCAGCCGCUGUGCAGAACCAGUUCCUGCAGGGCAUCCAGGGCUAUCACUUUGGCCAGUACGGCGGCUAUCAGCAGGGAUACAUGGGCAUGGGAGUGCAGAUUCCAGCCACCUGGCAAGGCGUCACCCAGGCGCAGAUCUCACCUGCCCAGCAGCUGGCAACGGGCGUGGCCGGCACCGCCAUUCCGCAGGCCGCCGGCGUGGUGGCCUAUCCGAUACAGCAGUUCCAAGUGAGCCCACAGGUUUAUCCUUUACUCUUGCAGGCACAGUAAACGCCAAAAGCCAAAAACCGAAAACCAAAGCAAAAUUUUUAAGUACAGCUGCAAUUUUCUGAACAGAAACAAAACCAAACUGAGCUGUAAAUAAAAUGCGAAGCGCAGAACACACAAAUUGCAAACAAUUGAUGGCAACUUGAAGUUUGGCGAUUUUAGAGAGCUGCACCCCAGAAACAAAAGCAAGCGCGAAUGCAAAAUCCGAAAUCCAAAAUCCACACCCACAAAAGUAUAUAUCUAUAUACAUAUAAAGCUAGAGCAUAAUUAUCUGUCAACGCCCGUUGAAUAAGCAUCGGGGGAAGCAAACAAUUAUUAUGUAUAUGCAAAAAAGGCAAAGAAAACGAACAUAUUUUUAACCCUAGUUGCUUACACCAUCACACACACACAUCUCACACCACAUAUUUUAAUGCUUUAUGUAAAUGUGUUGAAGCACGGCGCGUAUAUAAAAUAAUAAUAACAAUUAUUAAUUGAAGAAGGAAGCAGGAGCGUAAAUAAAAAAGGGGCAUAAAAUCUGGUCGAAGGAGAACGUAAUUCGAGUGGGUUCUAGCGGCCUAAAUUAAACACAGUCGCGGCAUUAAAUUAAAAUAAACAUAAUUAAAAAUGCGUUAAAAUAAAUUACGCGCACACGAACAGGCUCACAUGUAUGCAAGUAAAUAUUUGUGCGUCUGUGUGUAUGUAAACCGCCCUUAACCCCACAUUAUCCUUUUCAUCUCACAGCAGGACCCGCAUCAUUUUGUAUUGCCUACUUUUGUGCGCAGUUUGGUUCUAGCUUAGCACACACACACUACUUUCACUGAACGAGUGAAAGUAUAUCUUUUUAACCAUCUAACUCUCGCAAUUGAGUAGAAGGUGGAAGUUAAAUGGUUAAAAAUGUCUAAGAAUAGUACUUUCACUCUACCACCCACACUUAGCACUAGUGCCUAUAACUAUGAUAGAUGAUACUGCUUAGAAACAACUGCCAGUUAUCGGGCCAAGUGCAGUUGAUUGGCCAACUAGCUCGUCAUGUCCUGCUACCAUUUCCUAUAUAGAAUGCAACUGAAAGUUCACGCACUCACACCGAUUUGUGAUCGAUCAGCAAUCGAAAGACAGGUUCCUACACACGCACACUCACACGGUCUCACCAGCACUCGCAGUUCGAAGUAUCUGAAUAUAUAGUAAUCGUACGAAAGUCCAGGAAAGUCCAGCCAGCCCAGCUGAUAAUUUGCUUGAAAUCCGACUCUUAACUCCUAAUCCAUUACGACUUUCGCUUCACUUUCAACAAGCGCUUCACGAGAGCCCAUGUACAAAGCAGCCGCAAAAAUGUUUCAAACUCCCUCCAACAACUAACUCUUUAACACGCCAGUAUUAACCCAUGUUUGUACAUGUUACGUUUAUGGUCUUAUUUCAGUUGCCAGAAGAGGAAUGGUUAGCUGCUAAUUUGUUGUGUUAGUUCUCUGUUGUUUAGGCCAAACGAAAGCGAUAAGGAAACCCAAAGCAAACCAAGUCAAACCAAACUAAACCAAACCAAACCGAAACCGAACCGAUAACCAAACAGAAUAUCCAAGUAGCUAAUAACAUAUAUAUGGUAUAGAAAGACAGAGAGAGAGAGAGCCGAACUCCCCUACACAAGUAAAGUAUAUUGAAAACAAUCAAAGUAUGCCAUCGAAUGAUAUUAAUUGAUAUUAGCUAAUCGAGCAUAGCCGUAAUAAAGUAGAUAUUAUCGCCUAAUCAUAUAAGCCAAUAAACACACUUGCAGCCCGAAAACAGAGACAGACAGUUUCGCAGGACACAGGACACGAUAACGAUAACGAUAACGAUACCCAAGAGGCAAGCAUUAAUCAACUUAUAGACAACAUGACACACACCUACGAUAGGGGUCGAGAAUUUCAGAUGGUAGUACAUGAAUGUGAAACAUAAAAAUAGUCAUAUGGUAAAUACAACUAAAAGUGUAGAGUAUAUAAAUGUAAAGUGGUAAAGCCUAGACUUAGAGUUGGUUGAUAAGUACAUAGAGUAUACAGCAUAUGCAUUAAACAAACAUGCUUAUAUAACAUAUAUAUACAGGCCGUAUAGAGAACACCCACACUCACACCACAAACAAACACACACAAUCACACUCACACGGUGUUCACAUAUGGAGAAGAAAAACUAAAUGCGAGCAACGUAUGGUAAAUGAUAUUUAUUGUUUAGUGUGUUGUAUGCGUUGGAUGAUAAAUCACAAAUAGAUGUUCAAAAUGAAAACCAAUUAAAACGAUGACAAGAGCAGCAACAACAAGCAAACAAAUCCCAAGUACUAGGAAUAGCAAUACGCAUACGUAACGUAAUCGCAAUCGCAAUCGCAUUCGCAUAUAUACUCGUGCGUAUCGGACAAUUAAGCUGCAAAGGACGAAAGGACGAGGCUUGAUUUGCAUUUGACACGCCCCAAUCCCCAGCGAAUUGGCAGCGUGGAAUUUGUUAUGUCAUUUUUUAGUGGAAUUUUUCGCAGCUAACGUAUCAGAGCAUUUAGUUACUCGGGUGUGGCCCCCAGCACCAGUAAAUGUCUAUCGAUAAUACCCACGCCGGAACACGUAUAUGUAUUACGAAUAUAUCCAUAUAUGUUUGUAGGAUGCGCUCACUCAGUACGAUAAGAAGGGUCAGGGGAUUUUAGCCAAGGAUCUGUGGAUCAGCAGGACAUGUAGUCUUUAGGGGCAGUCGUACUGUAUAUUUAAAUGUUUUUAGCACUAGAAUUUAGAGAAACUACGUGACGCAUGGCAUGCGAUUUAGAUGUAGAUGUGAUUUUAAAGUGGGCGGGAUUGGGCCGGAUUAAUGCAAGUGAAGUGAAGCUGACAAAUGCAUUUUUUGUUGUUAUUUUAUUUUCUAGAAAUUUUGUUGAAGUGAAAAAAAAAUGCGAGAACAAAAAUUUGAAAUGUUGUUGACCAAACGAAAAAAAAAUAAUAUAAUCUUAAAAGACCG